UGUUUCUAUUUAAAAUUUCUUUUUGGGUGGUAAUGCAAAGGAUUUAAACUUUUGGGAAGAGAAAGUAAGAAAGAAGAGGGUUAUGUUUUGUUUAAAAAUGGAGGAGAGUAUGUGAAGUCUAUGGAGAAGAAGAAACCAGAGGGGGAAAAGAGAGAGAAUUCGAUGGCAAAUUUGAGGUUUUCCGACGAGAAUCCGGCAGCAAGUGGUUUUGGUGGAAGCAUCUUUGACAUGGCAGCAGGAGCAUGUGAAGGUAGUGGUGGAGAUAAGUGGGGGACUUUAGGCUUCAUGGACUUGCUCGGUAUCCAUCAAGAUUUUGCUGCUCCUUCUUUAUUCGAUUCCUUUCAGCCUCCGAUUCUUUCAUCAUCACCACCACCUCCACCUCCACCAUCGUCCUCUGAGCUUCACCAAGAGAUAUUACAUGAACUACAACUGGAAAAUAAGCAACUUAUACAGCAGCAGCAGCAGCUUCAAGGACUCCCAUCGCCGGCUUCCACCGUACCGGAAUCUUCAGAGGUUUUAAACAACCCGGCAACGCCCAACUCUUCUUCGAUCUCUUCCUCAUCGAAUGAAGCCGCAAAUGAUGAGCAAACCAAAACCGGGGAUGAUGAAGAACAGGAUCAAGACAAGACAAAGAAACAGUUGAAACCCAAAAAGAAGAACCAAAAAAGGCAAAGAGAGCCGAGAUUUGCGUUCAUGACUAAGAGUGAAGUUGAUCACCUCGAUGAUGGCUACAGAUGGAGAAAGUAUGGGCAGAAAGCUGUGAAAAACAGCCCUUAUCCCAGGAGCUAUUAUCGUUGCACCAGCGCUGGAUGCGGGGUGAAGAAGAGAGUGGAGAGAUCAUCCGAUGAUCCCACGGUCGUCGUCACCACUUACGAAGGGCAGCACACUCAUCCCUGCCCGAUAACCCCACGUGGAAGCAUCGGAAUCUCACCGGAUUCCUCCACCUUCGGUGCUGCUUCUGCUGCAUCUUUUAUUGUCCCACAACCUCAGUAUUUACAUCAGCAACAACCCUAUAUAUAUACCUCAUUGCCUCCUUUGAAUAUCACCACCGCCACCGCCACCAGUUCUAGCUUCAUCAAUCCCUCGUUUCCCGCUUUCCUUCAAGAGAGACGUGUCGCUCCUCCUUCAGCUUCAUCACUUCGAGACCAUGGACUCCUUCAGGAUAUUGUUCCAUCCCAGAUGAGGAACGAGGCAAAGGAAGAGUAGUAGAAUGGGGUUUUUAAUUUUAUCUUGCUGGUAUGUAGUUCUUCUAACUAACUCAGGGGAUUCAUUUCUUUAGAACAAAGAACCCCUUCACCAUUUUAUAUAUUAUUUGUGUAAAAUCACUAGUUUUUUUUUUUAGUCUUUGGAUAACUCGUUUUGUCCUUGGUUUUUUCUCUUGUGGUUAUUCUUUGUAUGUAGAGAGAGUAUUCAAUUAUGGAGAUAUUGGGUUGUUUCUUUCUUUA
This is a messenger RNA of Theobroma cacao (cacao), 1445 nucleotides long. It is a transcript of the gene WRKY48, whose product is annotated as WRKY DNA-binding protein 48. The record is from RefSeq and is a predicted model, not a curated record. Gene Ontology annotation, biological process: regulation of DNA-templated transcription. Lineage: Eukaryota; Viridiplantae; Streptophyta; Magnoliopsida; Malvales; Malvaceae. Gene Ontology annotation, molecular function: DNA-binding transcription factor activity; sequence-specific DNA binding.